AUGAUUGCAAACGAUUUGUUUCGUAAGCUUACGUGUGGUGCCAAGUUUACCAGCAAAAACAAACUGCCAACCAAGCGGAAGCUCGAAAGUGCCGGUACAGGUGCGGUUGCAAAAAUACAGGCACGUUUAAAGGACGAAUCGGACGACGAUGAGCAUGAUGUAAACCAGCGUGCUGGAAGCAUAUCUCUAGCAGAAAAUGCAGCAAACCGUACGGAAAUUAAAAGCGAAGCUUCAUCAUCCGACGAAUCCGGGGACGAACAGCAGAAGCACCCGAAAAGGAAAGAGAAAAGCACGGGAAAGAUGAAAGUAAACAACGUACACCGAAUAAAUCAGCUACGCAAUGAGUUUAAAAUCCACGUAAAGAAAAGCCGUCACAGUCCAGAAGUGCCUAAUAUCAUAGAAACGUUUGAUCAGCUUAGCACUGAAUGCGGAUUGUCGAACCGGCUAGUUUCAAAUAUAUUGGCCUGCUAUAGCAAACCAACGCCGGUGCAAAUGCAAGCCAUUCCCAUACUGCUCAAAACGCACUCGUUGCAUGCGCUUGCUCCUACGGGCUCUGGCAAAACGGCAGCUUUUCUCAUUCCGAUUCUGCAUCAUCUGAAAAAACCGAUGAAGUGUGGCUUCCGCGCUCUUAUCGUUUGUCCCACGCGCGAAUUGGCCAAGCAAAUUCAACGAGAAGCAUUACGCUUGGGCGAUGAAAUGAACAUACGCACACACGUUAUUCAAACGGUAGAUAAUCCAAAGAAAAGUGAUUAUAGCUUCAAUAGUGGCCGCAACUACGACAUACUGGUGACGACACCGAAUCGGAUCUGUUACCUGCUUGCACAAAAUCCACCAAAAAUCGAUCUAAGCAACAUUCAAUGGAUAGUGAUCGAUGAGGCGGACAAACUGUUCGAGGAUUCUAAAAACUCGUUUCGUGAUCAGCUCGAUACGGUGCUCACUGCAUGCAACAACCCAACCAAAACGAUGGCCCUCUUUAGCGCGACUCAAACACGGGAGGUAAAUUUGUGGGUUGCCAAAAAUGUUCCCAAUCGCAUCCGCUUUUCCGUUGGCCUUAUGAACGGUGCGGUCGAACUGGUCGAGCAAAAGCUUCUCUUCACCGGUAGUGAAUCAGGCAAAUUACUUGCGUUUCGUGAGAUAGUAGCACAAGGUCUCCAUCCACCGGUGCUAGUGUUCGUACAGAGCAAGGAUCGCGCUCAGCAGCUGUUCACGGAACUGAUCUACGAUGGGCUGAACGUGGAUGUGAUACACUCCGAUCGUACGCAGCGCGAACGGGACAAUGUGGUCCGCGCUUUUCGCGAGGGAAAAACUUGGAUUCUUAUCUGCACGGAGCUCAUGAGUCGCGGUAUUGAUUUCAAAGGUGUCAAUUUAGUGGUUAACUACGACUUUCCCCCCUCGACUAUCUCAUACGUGCAUCGCAUCGGGCGGACGGGUCGCGCUGGUCGAGCGGGAAAAGCCGUUACCUUUUUCACUAAAGACGACACUGUCAAUCUAAAGAGCAUUGCACAUCUAAUAAAAUCAGCUGGCGGUGAAGUGCCUGAUUAUAUGCUGCAACUACACGGCAGCAGUAAGCGGGCCCGGGAUAAUUUAACACGGAAAGCACCGAAACGAGCUGCCAUUCGAACGCUUCCUACGUUCGAAUAUCAGCAGCUACAACGCAAGAAGCGUUUUGUUUCCAAAAGCAAAGGCAAAACCAAACCAACAAGCUGUUCAAAGGUGAAAAUUAACGAAGCCGUUAAGAAACCCACACGUUCAAAGAAUCCUGAGCGCAAGAAAUAA
This is a messenger RNA of Anopheles marshallii, 1776 nucleotides long. RefSeq names its product probable ATP-dependent RNA helicase DDX52 (gene ais). Gene Ontology annotation, biological process: maturation of SSU-rRNA. The transcript is spliced from 4 exons. Gene Ontology annotation, cellular component: 90S preribosome. The record is from RefSeq and is a predicted model, not a curated record. Gene Ontology annotation, molecular function: ATP binding; nucleic acid binding; RNA helicase activity. The coding region runs from base 1 to 1776 and encodes 591 amino acids. NCBI's taxonomy places the organism in Eukaryota, Metazoa, Arthropoda, Insecta, Diptera, Culicidae.